AUGUCAAAAUUAGAAAGUGAAUUAGCAAAAUUAAUAUUAGAGAAUAAUAAAGCCAAGGGAAUAGACAGUAGUAAUAGUCUUGGCCCACCAAGUAUUACAUUUGGAGAUAAAAGUAAUAGUUUUAUUGGUACCACUAAAACCAAUAUAAAUAGUAUAGGCAAUAACAGUAGUGGUAGUAGUAGUAAAAGUUUAAAUGUACCAAGUAUUGUCGUUAGUUGUGAUAAUGAAAAUUCUAAUAGUAACUUCAAUAAAGGUUGUUGCUUUAAUGUAAAUAAUAAUAAUAAUAAUAAUAGUAAUCUAUUCAACGAUAAGAAACAGCAGCAACAACAACAAGGACCAUCACCAUCACCAUCACCACCAUCACCAUCAUCAUUAUCAACAUCACCAAAUUGUAAAAGUAAUUUUAGUAGCUGUAGUGAUAGUGGUAGUAAUGAUAAAGAGGCAUUAAUAUAUCAAAUGAGACAAAAAAAGAUUAAAUCAUUAGAGAGAAGAGAACCAUCAAAUGUACUAAUAAUAGAGAAUAUAAGUGAAAAGAAUGCACAAUUAGUUCAACUAUUGGUAGAAGAUCAAAAUUUAAAUUUCUCAUUCUCUGUUCAACUUAUUAGAUAUCUAUCACAUUUUAAAUCUUUGAUUCUAGUUUUUUCACAUAGAAAUGAGGCGGAAUUAUGUAAAUUAUUAGUUUCAAGACAAGAUUCAAUUAAACUUGAUGUUGAUACAAUACUUUAUUUUGGAAAGGAAAUUUCAAUCGGUUCAAUUGGAAAAUAUCAAUUAACAACACCAUUUGCAACAAGACAGCAUUUAAUAUCACCACCAUUAAGUCCCCCAAAUGAAUGGAGUGCACCAGGUGAUGGUAUGGAACAUCCUCCAACUGAUGUUGACCCAUUUGCAGUUGUCACAAGAGUUGUAAUCGAUGAAAAUGAUGAUGAGAAUUUCAGUUUUGGUGGUAAUAAUAAAAAUGAUAAUAAUGAUAAUGAUAAUAAUAAUAAAAAUAAAAAUAAUAAUAAUAACAAUGGUGGUUGUAAUGAUAGUGAAAGUGAAACACCCUCAUCUUCAUUAGUGGGGUUUUCAACAAAUAGUAGAAAUAGUAGUAAUAAUAGUGAAAGUACUUUUGUUAAUAGUUUAGAUCCUGAACAAUUAUCUGACCGAUUAAGAAAAGUAAUUUAUCAAGAUAAUACUUCAAAUGGUUUCCCUUCAAUUACUUUAGAGUUUUGUACAUAA
Dictyostelium discoideum AX4 is the source of this 1218-nucleotide messenger RNA. It is a transcript of the gene rcnA, whose product is annotated as modulatory calcineurin-interacting protein. The record is from RefSeq and is a predicted model, not a curated record. NCBI's taxonomy places the organism in Eukaryota, Evosea, Eumycetozoa, Dictyosteliales, Dictyosteliaceae. Bases 1 to 1218 code for a protein of 405 amino acids. Gene Ontology annotation, biological process: calcium-mediated signaling. The transcript is spliced from 2 exons.